Messenger RNA from Triticum turgidum subsp. durum (durum wheat), 1059 nucleotides. The record is from the annotation of a GenBank genome assembly. NCBI's taxonomy places the organism in Eukaryota, Viridiplantae, Streptophyta, Magnoliopsida, Poales, Poaceae.
AUGCCGGACAGGACGGGCGCCGCCGUGCUUGACGACCUGCCCGACGACAUCAUCGUCGGCAAGAUCCUCAUCCUGCUUCCGCCCAAGGACAUCGGGCGCUGCCGCAUGGUCCGCACGUCCUGGCGCGGCGCCACCUCCACGCCGGAAUUCAUGGUCGAGCACCGCCGCCGGCAGCCGUCGCUCCCAAUCAUCGACGGGAAGGGGCAGCGAGCCAGUUUCGUCACCCUCCGUGACGCUGCUGCCGCCGGAGCCACCAGCCAGCAGCUCUGGCCCUUCCUCUCCCGGUACCGUAAAUCCUGCUGCAAGAUUCGCCUCCAUGCCUCCAGCGAUGGCUUCCUCAUCGUCUCGCGGGGAGACCGGUUCUACAUCUGCAACCCGACCACCCGCAAGCACGCUCACCUGCCAUUUCCUCGCCCUCCUCUGCCGCGCUCCUCCUGCAUCAAUGACAUCUACAUUCACGGCCUCUACCACCACAAAUCAACCGGCAAAUACAGGCUGCUCUUGUCCAACAUUCACAAGAAAGAAGCCACAUUGUACGUCCUCACCCUAGAAAGAGCCAACGAGUUGAGGAGCAUUCAAAUCGUCAUGCCAACACUGCCUUCGCCUUCCCUGGAACAAACGCGUUGGUUACUCUAUGCGCUAUGCCGGUUCUCACCCGUCCACUACCGUGCCAAUCUGCACUGGCUGUUGGAUAAUUCUAGACUUAUUGAUGACAGCAGCACCGGAAAUAUUAUUGUGUUCGAUACAGAAGCCGAGACAUUCCGCUGGAUGAGAAACCCUGCCCACAACAGCAUCAUGAACUGGUUGUUUGACAUGGAGGGCACGCCUGCUUUUCUAGGCACGUCGGCUUAUGUCAACACCGCCGCCACCGCCACCGCCAUGGAUGUUUGGGUGAUGCAGGACUACGAGGCUGAAACCUGGGCCUUCAAGUACCGGAUCGGCGUGUCAAUGAUAGAGGCGUCACGGCUACUUGAUUCAGCUUCUCCCAAAGAGACAAGUAAAAGGAAUCUACCACUUGAUUCAACAGUGAGAUUUUUCAGUGGGAUGACUCCGCUUUAA